This is a messenger RNA of Peronospora matthiolae, 597 nucleotides long. The record is from the annotation of a GenBank genome assembly. NCBI's taxonomy places the organism in Eukaryota, Oomycota, Peronosporomycetes, Peronosporales, Peronosporaceae.
AUGGUACACCUUGUGGCUGUACCAGAGUCAAUCACGGCAAGUGGCUGUGCUUGUGUCUUUAUCGACACCAUCUUCCGACUUCAUGGGUUGCCCCGUGAACUCGUAUCAGACAGAGAUCCACGAUUCACUGCUGAUUUCGUGCGUUCCGUGUUCAAAUCACUCGGAACGCGCUUGAAGAUGUCGACAUCUGAUCAUCCUGAGUCAGAUGGUCAGACGGAACGUGCCAAUCGUGUCCUUGAAGAGAUACUUCGAGGAUACGUACACUCCUUUAAGAGUUGGAGUGAGUUUUUGCCAAUGGUAGAGUUUGCCAUUAACAACGCGGUGCAUGCGUCCACGACCCAUACACCGUUUUACGUGAAUGGCUUGUGCCAUCCGCGUGUACCCACCUUACUAGAGUGUAACUCUGGUUUAAGGGGGGGUACUAGCGCGAGCAAAAACCGAUUUGGUUCACGCUCAUCACGCUCUGACGAAGAGGUCAUUGCGUUUGAUGCCGAUAUCGAUAACAUCGAUAUCGAAGAAGAUGAUGCCAGUGAAAGUGCGGAAGCCCUCACUGAAGAAAAGGUUGAUGUUUGCUGCAGUGCGCUCACAGCGCACUGA